CAACAACAAUCUCACCUCUCAAACUUUCUUUUCCCAUCCCCACCUCUAAACCAAUCACAUCCCUCCAUUUCUCAUCCCCAAACCCCCCUCAUUCAUCGCACCACCCGUCUCCGUCCAAUCACCGCCGUCUCCGCCGAAGUCGAAAAACUCGGUAACGAAAUCUCAUCUCUAACUCUCGAACAAGCCAAAAACUUAGUCCAUUAUCUCCAAGACAAACUCGGUGUAACCGCCGUUUCAUUUGCUCCCGCCGCCGCUGUUGCUGCUCCUGCCGCCGCUGAAGUUGCUGUCGUUGAAGAGAAAACUGAAUUCGAUGUUGUAAUUGAAGAAGUUCCUAGUAAUGCUAGAAUUGCAGCUAUUAAAGCGGUGAGAGCUUUGACGAAUUUAGGUUUGAAAGAAGCUAAGGAAUUGAUUGAAGGUUUACCGAAGAAAUUCAAAGAAGCUGUUUCUAAAGAUGAAGCUGAUGAUGCUAAGAAACAACUUGAAACUGCAGGUGCUAAAGUUACCAUUGUGUAGGGUUUCAAUUUUUCCCCAAAUUUUUAAUUUUUGUUGUAAUUUCAAAUUGUUAUUAAGAUGUUGUAGUGUUGAAAA
Molecule: messenger RNA, 588 nt
Organism: Trifolium pratense (red clover)
Lineage: Eukaryota; Viridiplantae; Streptophyta; Magnoliopsida; Fabales; Fabaceae
Product: 50S ribosomal protein L12, chloroplastic-like
Exons: 1
Biological process (GO): translation
Cellular component (GO): ribosome
Molecular function (GO): structural constituent of ribosome
Source: RefSeq, a predicted model, not a curated record